GGUUUACUUUUCUCGUCAUUCUUUAAGAGAAUUUAAUCAAAAGUUGUGCUGAGCUCGAGAGGGUUUCAAGUUCACCUGUGCUGGCUGCAUUCUAAAUAAACGAGGCUAACAAUCAAAAGGAGAAGAGAGCAAAAAAGGAGAAAAGUGGAAAAAAGUCUUGCACAAAAUCAAACCAAACCAAAUACAACAUGUCGCAGCAUUUCACAUCGAUAUUUGAGAACCUGCGCUUUGUGACUAUCAAGCGUACAACAAACACGCAGCCACAACAACAACACCAACAACAGCAGCAGCAGCAACAACAGCAAUCGCCGCUGCCCACGCCAAAGCCAACUCCCGUCGAGCCAAAUAAAAUCAAAGCCAAAACUCAGGCAGCACUAAACGGCAAUGGGCAGCUCUUGAGCACAAAUCUUGGCGGCGUCGCUGCCACCACCAGCCAUGAAGUGGACCACAGCAAAGGCGCGUCUGGCACGACCGCAGGCGCAGUAAGUGCUGUCGCCGGCGGCGGUGGCGGUGGCGGUGGCGUUGGCGUUGGCGUUGGCGGCACGCCAUUGAAGCACCACAAGCGCACCAGCAUUCCCACAUCGUCGCCACAGCCGGGACGCGAGAGACGCGGCACCAACACCAGCAUCGUCGUGGAGUUGGAUGAUGGGGCUGGCAGUGGCGGUGGCGGUGGCGGUGGCGUUAGUGGUAGUAGUGUGGGCCAGAGUGCGGCCGGUGCUUCAGGCAGUGGCACGGCAUCCAGUAAAAGUUCGCGCGAACUUUCACCUACGCCCAAAAACGCACAGCAGCCGCGAAAAAUGUCCCAGGAUCAUCGUUCGCGUGCCGGCAGCUUCAUGCACUUGGACGACGAGGGACGCAGCCUGCUGAUGCGGAAGCCGAUGCGCCUGAAGAACAUCGAGGGCCGGCCGGAGGUGUAUGACACGCUGCACAGCAAGGGACGCGAGAUAUUGUCCUGUUCGAGGGCCACCUGCACGAGCAGCAUCAUGAACAUUGGCAACGCGCCCGUCGAGGCACGCAAAGUGGAUUUGGUGCUGGAGCACGCCAAGGACUUUCUGGAUCAGUACUUCACCUCGAUUAAGCGAUCCUCUUCGGCUGCCCAUGAGACGCGCUGGAAACAGGUGCGACAGAGCAUCGAGACAACGGGACAUUAUCAACUAACCGAAACGGAGCUAAUUUAUGGCGCCAAAUUAGCUUGGCGCAAUUCUUCGCGCUGCAUUGGCCGCAUCCAGUGGUCAAAGCUGCAGGUGAGUCUCGCCUUUGAUUUAUUACCUCGCAUUAGCCAGGUGAAAUUUAUGAACAAUUUAUUAUUCCCAACCAUGGGUGUCAGCUCAUCCAAGUCCUUCAUGAAGGCCAACUCACGGCAGGACUUUAUGAAAUUGCCGCUGCAACAAGUCAAGAAGAUCGACCGCUGGGACUCCCUGCGCGGCUCCACCUCGGACACCUUUACGGACGAAACCUUUGGGCCGCUCUCCAAUGUCCGCUUCGCCGUCUUUGCGCUCGGUUCGUCAGCUUAUCCGAACUUCUGCGCCUUCGGCCAGUACGUGGACAACAUUCUGGGCGAGCUGGGCGGCGAGCGUCUGCUGAAGAUUGCCUACGGUGACGAGAUGUGUGGCCAGGAGCAAUCGUUCCGCAAGUGGGCACCGGAGGUGUUCAAGCUAGCCUGUGAGACCUUUUGCUUGGACCCGGAUCAGAGUCUGUCGGAUGCUUCGCUGGCGCUGCAAAACGAAUCGCUGACCGUGAACAAUGUGCGCCUGGUGCCGUCGGUCAGCAAGGUCUCGCUGGACGUGGCGCUGUCCAAGUACCACAACAAGAAGGUGCACUGCUGCAAGAUCAAGGAGCAGCCGCACAAUCUGACCAAGCUGAGCGAGGGCGCCAAGACGACGAUGCUCUUGGAGAUUUGUGCGCCAGGGCUGGAGUACGAGCCGGGCGAUCAUGUGGGCAUCUUUCCGGCUAAUCGCGCGGAGCUGGUGGACGGACUGCUGCAGCGACUGGUGGGAGUGGACAAUCCGGACGAGGUGCUGCAGCUGCAGCUGCUCAAGGAGAAGCAGACCUCGAACGGCAUCUUCAAGUGCUGGGAGCAGCACGACAAAAUACCCGCCGAUACGCUGCGCAAUCUGCUGGCUCGCUUCUUCGAUCUGACCACGCCGCCGUCGAGGCAGCUGCUCACGCUGCUCGCUGGCUUCUGCGACGACAAUGCGGACACGGAGCGACUGCAGCUGCUGGUUACCGAUUCGUCAGCCUACGAGGACUGGCGUCAUUGGCGUCUGCCACACCUCCUGGAUGUGCUGGAGGAGUUCCCUUCGUGUCGGCCGCCUGCUUCCCUAGUGCUGGCUCAUCUGACGCCGCUGCAGCCGCGCUUCUACUCGAUCUCAUCGUCGCCACGUCGCGUCAGCGAUGAGAUUCAUCUGACCGUGGCCAUUGUCAGGUACCGCUGCGAGGAUGGCCAAGGCGACGAGCGCUAUGGCGUCUGCUCCAACUACUUGGCCGGCCUGAAAGCCAACGACGAGCUGUAUAUGUUCGUGCGCAGCGCCUUGGGCUUCCAUUUGCCGGCGGAUCGCAGUCGGCCAGUGGUGCUCAUUGGACCUGGCACUGGCAUUGCGCCCUUCCGCUCCUUCUGGCAGGAGUUCCAGGUGCUGCGCGAGGUGGAUACCGCAACGUCGCUGCCAAAGCUCUGGCUCUUCUUUGGCUGUCGCAAUCGCGACGUGGAUCUCUAUGCCGAGGAGAAGGCCCAAUUGGUGCAGGAUCAAAUCAUGGAUCGCGUGUUUCUAGCGCUCUCAAGGGAACCAGAUAUACCGAAGACAUAUGUACAGGAUCUGAUUGAACAGGAAUUUGAUUCGCUGUACAAGCUGAUUGUGCUGGAGCGGGGACAUGUUUACGUUUGCGGCGAUGUCACAAUGGCCGAGCACGUUUAUCAGACCAUCAGAAAAUGCAUUGCCGGUAAGGAGCAAAAGACCGAGGCGGAAGUUGAGACAUUUUUGCUCACAUUGCGCGACGAGAAUCGCUAUCACGAGGAUAUCUUUGGCAUUACGCUGCGCACCGCCGAGAUACACACAAAGUCACGUGCGACCGCAAGGAUUCGCAUGGCAUCGCAGCCAUAGUAAGGAUAACUGACAUAGCAGCUCAACUCUUAAGCGGCAAGGAAUUCGUUUUACUUUGACACUUGCCCCGCACCUAAGAAGAAGUCUUAAAGCUUACGAUUAAACAGUCCAAAGUGAUCGAAAAAUUUAUGAUUAUUCCAAAAGUUAAUUAAUGCAACAGAUAAU
Messenger RNA from Drosophila arizonae, 3263 nucleotides. It is a transcript of the gene Nos, whose product is annotated as Nitric oxide synthase. Gene Ontology annotation, biological process: nitric oxide biosynthetic process. Gene Ontology annotation, molecular function: flavin adenine dinucleotide binding; FMN binding; heme binding. Lineage: Eukaryota; Metazoa; Arthropoda; Insecta; Diptera; Drosophilidae. The record is from RefSeq and is a predicted model, not a curated record.